Molecule: messenger RNA, 2282 nt
Organism: Carassius auratus (goldfish)
Lineage: Eukaryota; Metazoa; Chordata; Actinopteri; Cypriniformes; Cyprinidae
Product: zinc finger protein 271-like
Exons: 2
Coding region: 145-1434 (429 amino acids)
Biological process (GO): embryo development; regulation of transcription by RNA polymerase II
Cellular component (GO): nucleus
Molecular function (GO): DNA-binding transcription factor activity, RNA polymerase II-specific; RNA polymerase II transcription regulatory region sequence-specific DNA binding
Source: RefSeq, a predicted model, not a curated record
UAAUGAAGAAAGUGAGGAGAAAGAAGAAUUGAGUGAAGAUGAGGAGAAACAUCAUGCCAGAACUGGAGUAAAACCUUUGAGUUGCUCUCAAACCAAACAGAAAGAUUUAAAGAAAAGAGCCAAUAAAUCUUUCACCUGUCCUCUAUGUGGAAAGAGUUUGAAAAAAAUAGUCUUGUACUUCACAUGAGAAGUCACACUGGAGAGAAACCUUUCACUUGUGGUCAGUGCGGGAAGAGAUUCACACAAUCAGCAACCCUUAAGUAUCACAUGAACAUCCACACUAAAGAGAAACCUUACAAGUGUUCACACUGUGACAAGAGAUUCAUUAAGUCAUCUCAUCUGAAAACACAUGAGAGGAUCCACACUGGAGAAAAACCAUACAAGUGUUCACACUGUAACAAGAGAUUCAGUCAGUCAUCACAUUUGAAAACACACAAAAGGAUUCACACUAGAGAUAAACAGUACAAAUGUUCACACUGUGACAAGAGAUUCGGUCAGUCAGGACAUCUGAAAAAACAUGAGAGGAACCACACUGGAGAGAAACCUUUAAAGCAUUCACACUGUAACAAGAGAUUCAGUGUGUCAGGAGACCUGAAAAAACAUGAGAUGAUCCACACUGGAGAGAAACCUUACACGUGUUCACACUGUGAUAAGAGAUUCAGUCAGUCAGGACAUCUGAAAACACAUGAAAGGAUUCACACUGGAGAUAAACCUUACACGUGUUCACACUGUGAUAAGAGAUUCAGUCAGUCAGGACAUCUGAAAACACAUGAAAGGAUUCACACUGGAGAUAAACCUUAUAAGUGUUCACACUGUGACAAGAGAUUCAGUCAGUCAUCACAUCUGAAAACACAUGAAAGGAUCCACACUGGAGAGAAACCUUAUAAGUGUUCACACUGUAACAAGAGAUUCAGUCAGUCAGGAGACCUGAAAACACAUGAGAUGGUCCACACUGGAGAGAAACCUUACAAGUGUCCACACUGUGACAAGAGAUUCAGUCAGUCAUCACAUCUGAAAACACAUGAGAGGAUCCACACUGGAGAAAAACUGUACAAAUGUGAUCAGUGCGGGAAGAGUUUCACACGAUCAUUAAGCCUUAAGAGACACAUGAAGAUCCACACUGGCAAGAAACCUUAUGAGUGUUCACACUGUGACAAGAGAUUUAGUCAGUCAUCAAGUCUGAAAACACACAAGAGGAUCCACACUGGAGAAAAACCUUACAAUUGUGAUCAGUGCGGGAAGAGUUUCACAAGAUUAUUAGGCCUUAAGAAACACAUGAACAUCCACACUAGAGAGAAACCUUACACUGGAGAGAAACCGUAUCACUGCUCUGCGUGUGAGUUGAUUGAAGAAAACGAGGAGAAUAGAGAAUCAAGUGAAGUUGAGGAGAAACAUCAUGUCAGAACUGGAGAAAAACUUAAGAGUUGCUUUUAAACCAAACAGAAAUAUUUAAAGAAAAGGAAAGUCAAGAAAUAUUUAAUCUGCACUCAGUGUGGAAAGAGUUUGAAAAGCAAUAUAAGUCUUGAGCAUCACAUGAGAGUUCACACUGUAGAAAAAAAAAUUCACGUGUGAUCAAUGUUGGAAGAGUUUCACACAAUCAUCAAACCUGAAGGAACACAUGAAGAUCCACACUGGAGAGAAACUGUACUCGUGAUCAAUGAGGCAAAAAAUUUUUUGAGCACUCCUGAUCUGAAGCAGUGCCUAAGAGUUCAUACUGUCAUCUGUGUGGCAAGAGGUUUUUUAUUUUUUUUUCAUGUCUACAAAAUUUGAAAGUACGUCAGAAAAUACACACUGGUGUGAGAGAGUACAUGUGCUCUCAAUAAUGCCCUGUACACACAAAGAUACAUUUAGCUGUAUUCAUCCAGACGGAUCCAGCCUGAAACCACUUUUUUCUUUUCGUGUGUACAGCCAGUCUGUAUAUUUUGUGAAACAAUGUUAUCAUCACCGCAUGUCUUUACCCAUCUAUAGCCGCAUUUCCACCAAAAUUACCCGGAACAACUGUACCAGGAACUUUUUUCCCCAGGAACUAUUUCCCCCCCAGACCAGUUGUUUCUGUGUUUCCACCGAAGUCUAAAGUACCGGGAAGAUUUGACCAGUCUAUUUCUUAUUUCAAGAGUUUCUUAAAGCAAAGAAACUCUUGUUUCUUAAUACAAAGAUCGCUGUUUUUAGACUUGCAUCCUCGGUAGUUCAGACUUUGCGUAUUCAACUCGGGAGUGUGAUGUCUGUGACGACGCAAAUCCGCUAAUUCUGCAAAUGGCAGCUACUUGAUAACAUCAGUCAGC